AAUUAAAGGCAAACUUUAAAACAAUGUGAGGAUUUUCAUAUAAAUAUUGGUAGGACACCAGACCCAAGCCAACACACUUUGUGACUCUGACCUAAACACACAUUGAGCAGAAUUAUACCAAGCUAAUAUAUUUAAGUCUAGUUAGACAUUACUGAAUUAUACCAAGCCAAGUGAAAUAUAUAUUAAAUAAAACAACAUGGAUGUUGUCUCCGCAGCUUCAGCUUUACGCAGUCAGUUGGUGGCUCUCCACAACAGUGAUGUUACUGUCUCACAGUUAGAGAGAAGUAUAACCAGUCUGGGUCAACAGUCUCUGAUGUCAGCUAUAGAAGACAACCAGUCUCAACAUCUACGAUUGGUUCUCCGUCUGUCUGUCAACGAGGGUGUAUGUCAGAUGUUCAAACAGUUCUCCAACAGGAAAUGGACUGAGGUUCAGAAUACCGCCAGGUCAAUCAAGUCCAGCAUGGAAGCAGACGACAAUGAGCAGACACCUCCAGUGAUGUCAUCAUCCCCAACAGAGGGCAGCACAGGUCAAGAUAAGGCAGAAGAAGUGUGGACCAGUGUGUUUUGUGAACUGUCUAGACUAGAUUGACAUUGACUACAUGUAUAUGUAAAAGAACUAAGUGCUAACUUUGUUGUUCAGAUUGUUGUUGAAUAUGAUAGUGCUUGUAUGUAUGUCAGUUAUAGAAAUAAAUAUAUAACCUACAUUGCUGUUUAUUUUG
Mercenaria mercenaria is the source of this 719-nucleotide messenger RNA. RefSeq lists its product as uncharacterized. The transcript is spliced from 3 exons. The record is from RefSeq and is a predicted model, not a curated record. Lineage: Eukaryota; Metazoa; Mollusca; Bivalvia; Venerida; Veneridae. The coding region runs from base 197 to 589 and encodes 130 amino acids.